AUGCAGAUUUUAAAAAACCCAGUCGAUAGAUAUUUCCAUCGCAAAACCUGCUACCAUUUAUAUUUAUUUACUCUUCUUUUUUUCUGCAAACUACCGGUAUUUUGGCAUGUAUUAAGUUUACUAUUUCUGUCUCCGCAUAUGCAAUUUACUUGUGAAAAUAGUGGUAACUUUUCGGAUGACCAGUGUCCUUGUGAAAACCCUGUUUGGGAUAAAAGUGUGUUCACCGAGACCAUGCAGACGAAAUAUUCUAUAGUUUGUGAAAAUGCAUGGCUGGUUAGCUUUUCGCAAAGCAUGCUGUAUUUUGGGUUGUUACUCGGAGCUCUGUUCUUUGGGUUCCUGUCUGAUAGGUUCGGUCGCCUACCAAUAUUUUCACUAAGCACACUCCUGAUGGCAUCAGCAGGUUGCCUGGUGCCACUCAUGCCAACCGCCGCAUCAUUCAUCGUGAUUCGCUGUAUCGAGGGUAUUGGCUCGGGAGGAGCCAUCGUUACCGGCUACGUGCUCAUUAUCGAAUACUGUGGAACUAACUACAGAGAAACGGUCUCAGCCCUUUACCACAUACCCGUCAACGUGAGCCACUUGUCUUUGGCAGGAAUCUCUUACCUCAUAAGGCACUGUGAUGCAUUCCAACUAGCUCUGUCAGUGCCGGCAUUUUUGUGUGUCACACCAUGGUGCCUGUGCUUAGAGUCCCCAAAGUGGUUGAUAGCUCACGGAAAAAUUGAUAAAGCAACGCGUGUGCUGGAGAAGAUUGCAGCUUUUAACCGCAAGCCGGCAGAUAAUAUCAAAACAGAAAUAGAAGAGUACUACGCAGCUCAAUCUUCCAUCAAAAGUCACAAAGUGAAGUUCUGGCAAAUCUUCCAUCAUAGGAGGCUCAUUAUUAAUCUGUUCUGCAUAUCUUUCAAUUACUUCGUGUGUGGCAUGGGGUACUAUGGCGUCUCUCAAUACAUCGGCAACAUGAGUGGCGACAUCCACAGGAAUGUUGCCAUCUCUGGAGCCCUACUCAUACCUGGAACAAUCACCAGCGCAUUCCUACUCAACCACUUAGGCAGACGAUCUUUUCUUAUGACAACCACCUUCUUAUCAGGGAUAUUAAUGAUAGUAGUAAUAAUGAUUCCUGAACAUGCAAACUUGGCCAGGGUAUGCACAGCUUGUAUUUGCAACACUUUCUUUUUCAUGUCUUUUAUUAUCGUGUUUUUGUAUGGUGUGGAAUUAUUUCCGACUUCUAUAAGGAAUACUGUGUUAGGCUUCUUAUCAGUACUGUCAAGAGUUGGUCAAAUAACUGCUCCUCCUAUCAAUGGUUUAUCUCAAGUAGUUUCGGGAGCUAUUUUUGGAAUGAUGGCCAUUAUAGGAGGAUUUUUGUGUUUACCAUUACCUGAAACGAAGUUUGUAGAACUACCAUCAUCUUUAGAAGAUUCAAAAAGCUUGCCCAAGAGAAAGUCUGGACAGCAAAGUGUGCAACUAGAUCAGAUAUAA
Messenger RNA from Helicoverpa zea (corn earworm), 1470 nucleotides. RefSeq names its product organic cation transporter protein-like. The record is from RefSeq and is a predicted model, not a curated record. The coding region runs from base 1 to 1470 and encodes 489 amino acids. Gene Ontology annotation, biological process: transmembrane transport. NCBI's taxonomy places the organism in Eukaryota, Metazoa, Arthropoda, Insecta, Lepidoptera, Noctuidae. Gene Ontology annotation, cellular component: membrane. The transcript has 3 exons. Gene Ontology annotation, molecular function: transmembrane transporter activity.